Cyclopterus lumpus (lumpfish) is the source of this 5039-nucleotide messenger RNA. RefSeq names its product leucine rich repeat (in FLII) interacting protein 1b (gene lrrfip1b). The record is from RefSeq and is a predicted model, not a curated record. Lineage: Eukaryota; Metazoa; Chordata; Actinopteri; Perciformes; Cyclopteridae. Gene Ontology annotation, biological process: regulation of transcription by RNA polymerase II. The transcript is spliced from 14 exons. Gene Ontology annotation, molecular function: DNA-binding transcription factor activity, RNA polymerase II-specific; RNA polymerase II cis-regulatory region sequence-specific DNA binding. The coding region runs from base 545 to 3940 and encodes 1131 amino acids.
UAUCUGUCACACUGCGGAUUGUGGCGUCGGGAUGCGUUCAGGCUCCGGUACCGGGCCCACCGUCCAGCCUGUUUACUUCAGGGACCUCUAAACCGGAUUAACGACUUGACCGGCCCGGUUUACCGACUGGUUGGUGCAACGCGACGACACCCGGUGUGUGCGUGUGUGUCGGCCCGCAGCAGCGCCAGGGACGCCGGCUUUAAUCCCGGUCCUCUUCGGGAUUAAACGAGGCGUCGGAGGGUCGGUCUGCUCCCGGUGGCCGGCUUCAACACCGGAGACUACCGAACCGAUCCCGGGUCAGAAGCCCCCCAGACUGCUUAUUGGUCGUGUUACGUGUUAGUCUCCGGAACUCUUGAGCCCACGUUAGACCUUUAUGGACCCUCUGGUGCCCGGUAACGACCUCCGGAACGCUCAGUCCGGUACGGACCGGAAGAGGAUCCCGAACCGAGAGACGCCGACGGUAGGGUCAGAAACACCCGUUUCUUGAGUUCGGUUCCCGGUGCUGAGUCCACGACCCGCAUGUGGUGGUCUAGAGGAGACCGGCAUGGAAGACUCGGCUCCAGGUAAGACCACCAUGGGGACCCAGGGACCCGGAAGGAAGAGGAUCCCGAACCAGGAGAAGCGGACCGCCGAGGACGACUCUCUGAACCAGGUCGCACGAGAGGCUGAGGCCCGGCUGGCGGCGAGGAGAGCGGCGAGAGCCGAGGCCCGAGAGAUCCGGAUGAAGGAGCUGGAGAGGCAACACAAAGAGCUGUUUCACAGCCACAAGGAGGACAGUGAGCGGUAUGCUCGCCACUCACGGAGACACACUUCGAUGUCUGACGAUGAAGAGCGGAUGUCUGUGGGCAGUCGAAGCAGCCUGAGGCCCUCAGACUACAGUGGCUUCCUGGGCUCCAGCUCCAGAGCCUCCUCCAGGGCCAGCUCAGCUCGUGCGAGCCCAGUGGUGGAGGAGCGACCCGACAGAGACUUUAUGGACAAAGUUUCAAGGACCGCCUCCACGCUCUCCGCCGCCACGCUCGCCUCUCUGGGCGGAGCUUCGUCUCGCAGAGGAAGCUGUGACACGUCCUUCUCCGUGGAGACGGAGGCGUCCAUCAGAGACAUGAAGGACUCCCUGGCCCAGGCGGAGGACCGGUACCGUAAAGCCAUGGUUUCUAAUGCUCAGCUCCACAACGAGAAGUCCUCUCUGAUGUUCCAGGUGGAAAACCUGAAGGAGGAGCUGGGCGACAUGGAGGAGCUGCUGUGGGAGAACCGGAGGCACUGGGACGACCGCACCAAGGAGGUGGAGCGUGAGCGUCAGGCUCGUCUCCUCCUGCAGCUCCGGCUCACGGAGAUGGAGGAAGCUCUGAGGCGCUCCGAGGAGAUGCUGACGGAGGUGUCUGACCUCCGGUUGAAGAGCAGCAGCUACUGUCAGGAGGUUUCUGACCUGCAGGAGGUUCUUCAGUGGAAAGAGAAGAAGAUGGCGGCGUUAGAGAAGCAGAGAGAAAUCUCUGACAUCGUUCGAAUCGAACGUGACCGGCUCAGAAACGAUGUCGUCAGACUGAGAGAUUUACUGAAGAAACACGGAGUCAUCUUCUCUCCCGAGUUCUCCACCAAUGGGGAGACGGGACCAGGCGAGGAUGAUGAUGUCAGCGCAGAAUCUGACCCCCGAUUGGCCGAGAGCACACUCGGGGAAGUUCAAGAGCGGCAGCCAGCAGAGGGCAUCAAACUCCCGCAGGCCAGAGUGGAGUACAACCGCUCUCGGAUUCGUAAACUAAGCGUCAUUUCUGACAGCGAUCUAACCAAAACUUUAGUGAAGGGGUUUGAUAAACAGGCCAGAGACCAAACAGGAAAACAUCCAAGAAAAAGUGAGGACGCAAGGAAACUACCGAGAAACAAAGGGAGUGAGAAAGAUCCAAUCAAGAAGUUUAGAAUCGGACAGUUUAGAAAUGAGGGAAUUAAAAAACAACGGAUGAAAAAACCUCACAGUGAACCGGUAUCAUCAAACCGGGAUGUCCUUGUGGCCGAAGUGGAGCGCUCCUUUGAACACCGAAUAUGCAAUAUCCAAACUAAUCUGAAUGUUCGCAGAGCUGCAACUGAAAAGGUCCACAAGUCAAGACUUGUUCCACCUCAACUCGCAAGAGACCUGAUCCUGGACAACAAGGCAGUGGUGCCACGUUUCAUGGCUGCUGGCAAACUGAACUCUCCGACUCAAAAGAAAGUUCUGAUGGGGAAUGAGACUCCGUCUUCUUGCAAGGAUGUCGCGCAAAAGUGUUCGUCCGCUGUUGUUCGUAUUUUUCAUAAUCAAGUGAAAGUUGGAAACAUAUGCAGGGAUGAAAGCUGCUCAGAAGGGGAAGGAGUGAUGGAUAUUCCAGCUUUGGGUGCAAAAGAAUAUAAAAUAGAUCAGUUCAGUACUCCGACGUCAGCGGACAGUUUGAAAGAAAAUGAGUUUGUUGACGAGUCGGCUGAAAUUGAUGGUGACAAGUGUGAAGGAGGACGUUUUGUAUAUCAAGAUACAAAGGUUCUCAGAGAUUUGGUAGAGAAUGAUACGGUUGUAUCGAUGGCUGAAGCUUCUCAUAGCCUACAACAACAGCCAGAGGAUUUAGGAAGCACCCAAAAUGAAGACGAGGUCUUGAAGGUUGAGGGGGAUGGAAAUUGCUCUAGUGUACCUGAAGGGCCAAGCUUGGAAACCAAGCUCAAACCAUCAGAGCUUGAUGCAUUUUUACCAGCAGAGGAGGCAAUUGUUGAUGGACAGUCGGGUACACAGGAAGCUGUUAGAAAAGCUGUUCAGAUUAAGGAAAAGAGUCAAGUCAAUUCCUUUGAAUGUCCCGAAUGCACCAACCGGACAAAAACACCAACCACUCCAUUAGUCCCUAUUGAGGUGUGGACAGACAGGAGUUGUUUGGAAAAGACAAUCCAAAGCAUGCUGAGAGGGUUUGUGGAGAAUCAGGGUUUUUCAGCUGAAAUCUCAAGUAUUGUCCCUGAGAUCUCAGAUUGUCUCAAUCAGUGGAUUUCAGAUUUUGAGAAGAGGAUAAAGAAUGUUGAGGAAAAUGUGUCAAAUCAGGGUGAUUCAGUUGACCUAGAAUCAACAGAACAAAUGAUGGGUAUUGAACUUCAAGUCGAGGGUGAACUGCCUUUAAAGGACCUCCAAGAAAGAACUGAAAGAACUGAAGAGCCUGGAAGUGAGGAACAGAGUGCUGCUAGAGAUUCAACUCUCAUUAAAGGCAUGUCGGAAGUAGCUUCUCUGGAGGUACAUCCCCAAACUUAUGAUGUCUCUGUGGGCUCGAGUGUUCGUGAAGACCUUCAGGAUCCUCCAGCAAGUGACGACCAAGAGGCAUCAGAAGAUAACUUGGGAGGAAGAUUUCCUUUCAAGGUGGAAGUCACUGAAUCCUAUCAUGAAGAAAUGCUGAGGGUGAAUUCUGUUGACCGUCAAGAAGAAAAGCAAAGUCAGAGCGAUCCAACAGUGGCGAGCCGGUCUGAGGAAUUAGUUUUCAUCGAAUUUUACUUUGCUGAACAUGCAAAAACCCAAUCUGCUCCUGCUGACGAAGUUGUUGAGACACAACUCAAAAGGCAUCGAACGUUAUCAACAAACUCUCAAAGUUCAAAGGUCAGAAGGCUUUUAGAAAUAACUGCAGAUGAAAUCAAGGCGAUGGCUGUUCCCGAGUUGCUGUUGAUGCGUCUACAAGAAGGAACAAUCGUUGAGGAUCACCAUAUUGACGAGUCAUCAGUAUCAAGUACUGAGGAUCAGGAAGAGUCGUCAGUCGGACACAUAGACAGUUGCGAGGAGGUUGGCGAGGAAACGUUACAGCAACCGGCAACGCAGCAACAACCGGCGAUGCAGGUUGGCCUCGGAGAUGUAGAAGUUGUUCCAGCGGCGAGCAGCAUGAAACUACGGAGCGGAGAGAAAAGAGUCGGUUUGCAAAGCAGGAAAUACAAACACAAAACCGACUGCCAGAUUUCAUAGAUUUGAGGCAGAAUAAAGUGUAAUGUAAUAAUCACUGAUGUUAAAUCUGUAAGUUGUUGAUUAAGUCAAUUUAGUUUAAUUGUGUUGGAAUAAGGAAUAAAGUUAGUUGUAAUUCACAUUGAGUUCUCUUCUCCUUCUGCUAUCUUUUCCAUAUUUACUUUGCAAGAUUCCCCUCCCGGUAUCCUGUGCUUAGUGUUAUGUAACUUCCUGAAGUCUCUAUUGGCUGUUAUGAAACCGCUCAGAGCCACAAAAUAUGUAAUAAACAGACCAAAUUUAAACCGGAGAAAACAUGGCUAACUUUGUUAGGAUCUAGAAUCAAAUUAUCAGGCCAUUAAUGCUCAAUAACUGUACCUCGACUACUUUUUCUGUUUGUAUGAUGUGUGUUAAGUCGUCUUUUCUUUCAUAAAACCAAAUAUUCUCUUUGAAAACACUCCUAAUAAAGCAUACAUUUAUUUAAUUAACUGUAGUUUUAAUAUUUUAUUGAGUUCAUUUACAUGGUGUAUUCAUCAGUGUGUCUGCUUCUUGCCAGUGAAAUCACAAUGUACAGGGGUAAGAAACUGUAUUUAUUCACCUCAUUUAUGAAUACUUUUGUUUUUCUUUAAAUUUGAUUUCUUUAGGUAUUGAUAAUUAUGGUAAAUCAUUUAUAAUUCAAUCCAUAAUUAUUUGAGAAUAAUUUGUGCUGAUUAAUUAUGAUAAAUAAUUAUUGUUUUUAUGUUAUGAGUAUAACAUUUGUAAUUUAACAUUUCAAAUCGCUCAACUUGAAGCUUCAUUAAGGGAUUUGUGACCACUAGAUUGCAGAUUGACUCAAAUCAAAUCAACAAACAUGAAGGAUUUCCACCUUUUUAUAAAGUGGUCAAACGGCUCCACGAUCAAUGUGAUCAGCACAUUGAUCAUGUCUGUAAUUACUAGUGGGGUUCCUCAGGGUUCUAUUCUUGGCUCUUUUAUGUUUCCGAUUGGUUAUAGAAACACAAAACGUGAUGUAAUAAAUAUGACUUACUGGAGCUUUUGUUUGUAAGUAUGUUGUCGUGAUUCACCUGAAUAUUCUCACCUGUAUCUCUGAUGUUCAGCUCGAGUCACAGGUGAUAUCAAAUCUUUUCUU